Messenger RNA from Cordyceps fumosorosea ARSEF 2679, 1476 nucleotides. RefSeq names its product Carbohydrate kinase, FGGY. Gene Ontology annotation, cellular component: cytosol. The transcript has 2 exons. Bases 1 to 1476 code for a protein of 491 amino acids. Gene Ontology annotation, molecular function: D-xylulokinase activity. NCBI's taxonomy places the organism in Eukaryota, Fungi, Ascomycota, Sordariomycetes, Hypocreales, Cordycipitaceae. Gene Ontology annotation, biological process: xylulose metabolic process. The record is from RefSeq and is a predicted model, not a curated record.
AUGGUCGCCGCCGACGACGGCCCUCUCUACCUGGGCCUUGAUCUAUCUACACAGCAGCUCAAAGGUAUCCCCACCUCCCUUCUCCGAUUCACCUUGACCAUCUCUGAGCGAAACCCCUGCUCACAUCUGCUAGCAAUUAUCGUGGGACCCGACCUCAAGGCCGUCGCAAGGGCACACGUCGACUUUGACGCCGACUUUGGCCCCUCCUACGGCAUCACCAAAGGCGUCCGCACCCGCCCUUCCACGGGUGAGGUCUACGCGCCCGUCGCGCUGUGGCUCGAGUCGCUCGACCUGGUCCUCCACCGUCUAACCACCGCCGGCGCGUCCCUGCACCGCGUGCGCGGCGUCUCCGGCGCCGGCCAGCAGCACGGCAGCGUGUACUGGGCCGCCGACGCCGCGCGCGCGCUCGCCACACUGGACCCGGCCCGCCCCUUGGUCACGCAGCUCGCCGGGGAGGAUGUGCUCGCGCACCCGUGGUCGCCCAACUGGCAGGACCACAGCACGCAGGCCGAGUGCGACGCGUUCGACGGGGCGCUGGGCGGGCGGGACCGGCUGGCGGAGGUGACGGGUAGCGGCGCGCACCAUAGAUUCACCGGACCGCAGAUUAUGCGCCUCCGCCGCGUGCACCCGGACGUCUACGCUAGGACCGCGCGCAUCUCGCUCGUCUCCUCGUGGCUCGCCUCCGUGCUCCUCGGGCGCAUCGCGCCCAUCGAUGCCAGCGACGCCUGCGGCAUGAACCUGUGGGACAUGUCCUCCGCCCGCUGGCACCCGGAUCUGCUCUCCCUCGCCGCCGGUGACUCCGUCGCCGCCUCGCGCCUCCGCGCGAUGCUCGGCGAGCCGUGCCUGGACGCCGCGCGGCCGCUCGGGCCGGUCGCCGGGUACUUUGCCGCGCGACACGGCCUCCGCGCCGACUGCCAGGUGCUGCCCUUCACCGGGGACAAUCCCGCCACGCUGCUCGCGCUGCCGCUGCGGCCCGGCGACGCCAUCAUCUCCCUCGGCACCUCCACCACCUUCCUGAUGCACACCGAGACGGCCGCGCCGGACGCCGACCACCACUACUUCAACCACCCGACCACCCCCGGGCACUACAUGUUCAUGCUGUGCUACAAGAACGGCGGGCUGGCGCGCGAGCGCGUCCGCGACGACCUGCCCGGCGCCGCGGACGGGAGCUGGGCGGCGUUUGACAGAGCCAUCGCGGAGACGCCGCCGCUGGACAUCCAGGGGGGUCGCGCAAAGAUGGGGUUGUACUUUGACCUCCGCGAGACGGUGCCGAACCUGCGCGCCGGCACGUGGCGCUUCACCUGCGCGGCCGCCGACGGGAGCGACCUGCGCGUCGCGGAGGCGUGGCCUGCCGCCACCGACGCCCGGCUGAUUGUCGAGUCGCAGGCGCUAGGCGGGCGGCGACGCGUGCGCGCGGGGCGGCGCGCACAAGGCCCUGUGGGCUCUGGAGCGGCGCGACGGGCAGACGGUGGAUGA